Messenger RNA from Hemicordylus capensis (graceful crag lizard), 4794 nucleotides. RefSeq names its product heat shock protein family A (Hsp70) member 13 (gene HSPA13). Bases 112 to 1533 code for a protein of 473 amino acids. NCBI's taxonomy places the organism in Eukaryota, Metazoa, Chordata, Lepidosauria, Squamata, Cordylidae. Gene Ontology annotation, cellular component: plasma membrane; cytosol; cytoplasm. Gene Ontology annotation, molecular function: misfolded protein binding; ATP hydrolysis activity; ATP-dependent protein folding chaperone. Gene Ontology annotation, biological process: vesicle-mediated transport; cellular response to unfolded protein; protein refolding. The transcript is spliced from 5 exons. The record is from RefSeq and is a predicted model, not a curated record.
ACCAAGGUACAGUCAGCAAACCGGUAAACGACCCAGGAAGCCGGUCCGUGCCUGUCGGGCAGAAGCAAGUGCCUUGGAAGGGACAACCCGGACAGCUCGGAACUUGCAGAUAUGGCCGGGGAAAUGACAGUGCUGGGUUCUGCUAUUUUGACUCUUUUGUUAGCUGGCUACCUAGCCCAACAGUAUUUGCCAAUGCCCACACCAAAAGUAAUAGGGGUUGACCUUGGUACCACAUACUGUUCUGUUGGCGUGUUCCUACCUGGCACAGGACAAGUGAAAGUUAUUCCUGAUGAAAAUGGGCACAACAGCAUCCCAAGCAUAGUGUCAUUCACUGAGACGGAUGUAUAUGUGGGAUAUGAUGGGCUAGAGCUGGCAGAUUCGAAUCCACAGAACACUAUCUAUGAUGCCAAACGAUUUAUAGGGAAGAUCUUCACUCCAGAAGAACUGAUAAGUGAAAGUAGCAGAUACCCAUUUAAGAUUGUUAACAGGAAGGGAGCUGCUGAAUUUUUCGUUACAACUAAUGAGACCAAUAGCCUAACCCCAGAAUAUAUUGGUUCUCAGCUUCUUCUGAAGUUGAAGAGGAUGUCAGAGGACUAUCUUGGAAUGCCAGUUUCUAAGGCAGUUAUUUCAGUGCCAGCAGAGUUUGAUGAAAGACAAAGAAUCUUCACAAUUAAGGCAGCUAGCCUUGCAGGACUGGAAAUUUUGCGGGUAAUUAAUGAACCCACUGCUGCAGCAAUGGCAUAUGGUCUCCAUAAAGCUGAUGUCUCUAAUGUUUUGGUAGUGGAUUUGGGUGGAGGAACAUUGGAUGUUUCUCUGUUGAACAAACAAGGAGGGAUGUUUCUGACAAGAGCCAUGGCAGGUAAUAACAAACUUGGAGGGCAGGACUUCAAUCAGCGGUUACUCCAAUACCUGUAUAAUGAGAUCCAUCAGACACAUGGGUCUCUACCCUCCAGGAAGGAAGAAAUACAUAGACUCAGACAAGCCGUAGAAGCUGUCAAACUGAAUUUAACAAUUCACAGCUCUUCUACAAUCAGAGUGUCCCUUUCCAUGCCAGAGAGGAAGGACAAACAUGAACACUUGCAGAAAGAUGACAAGUUGUACAACAAAUACGAAAAUGUCCCUGCCGAAACUGGGAUGAAAAAUAAUAUGGGGGACAGCCAUUCAGAAACACAGAGCAGCACUUGGAAAAAGGUUCUCUUUGAAAUGGAAAUUUCCCAGAAACUCUUUGAGACAUUAAAUGAGGACCUUUUUGAGAAGAUCCUUGUGCCCAUUAAGCAGGUAUUGAAAGAAGGACAUCUACACAAGGCAGAAGUGGAUGAGAUUGUAUUAGUUGGAGGCUCUACCCGAAUUCCAAGAAUACGCAAAGUUAUUACAGAAUUCUUUGGGAAGAAACCCAACACCUCUGUUGACCCAGACCUAGCAGUGGUAAUAGGAGUGGCUAUUCAAGCAGGAAUUGUGGGGGGAUCUUGGCCGCUUCAAGUCAGUGCUGUAGAAAUUCCAAACAGGCAUUUACGAAAGACAAACUUCAACUGAGCUUCAGUGUUCUUAUCACAUCCUAAUUUUUAGCUCCACAUUAAAAAGUUCUUUUUGUCCUAAUUUAAUUCCAUUUGUGUGUUGCUGGACCAUUCAGUGUAUACUAGUUCUGCCCUCAUCUCCUUUUUUUUACUGAAAGAAUUAGAAAUCUACAGUUAAACAGGACAUUUUCUGUUUCUGCUUGAGCUUCAAGAAAACAUGAGCUCAUGGUUAAAGAAAGCCAAUAAUCAGAAGCAUUGUUUCUGGAGCAUGUUUUUGUUUUUCUAAUAUAAUUCUCAACAGAACCUCAAGACACUUCAUUACUUGAAAAUUGAAUGGAAUAAUUCUGGAGUAAUGAUGGAGAUAGUGUUGACAUAGUAUCCUGGUGUUUCUCAGGAGUUUGUAUUGACUGUGAGCUGGCCUGGUGUGUAGCAGUAUUAAUGCAGAUAGCUCAGCUGAAGUUGAUCUAAAGUGGCAUUUAAAAGCACUUUUCUUAAUGUUGCAUUCAAGCUUGAAUAUGCUCUAGAUAGUAGCACUUUACUGAGAACUGUUCUGUGGAUACUACCGAAAAAUGUUUAGUCUGGUGGAAUACUGCUAUCAGUGUUUCCCAUCUGACGUGUUCAUUAACAGCAGUUGCUUUUGGUGGGGGGACUCAUCAUUACUAUACACUGCUUAGCACUUCCUAGUCUGAGGUGGUAAGAAGCAGUAUUCUCUGACAACUCCCCAUGCAGUGAUUGAUGCUAACAGCUGUAUACAUUCACCUUAUCAAUUGAACUUAAGUGAUUGUGUGACUCAAUGUAUGAACUUCUCCUAAUGGUUGGUUUUGUUUUGAUGGGUUAAUAUUACUGGUUAUUCUGUAAUACUUACAACCCUACGCAUGUCUUGUUACUGUUUUUGGGAAGCUACAAUUCAAGAACAUCUUAGUCAUUACAGUACAUACAGAACAAAAAAUACUUUGAAGCAGCAAGUACAGUCCAUGCUUUUUUAGAAAGUAUUGAUUAAAAAAUAUUCCAGAACUCUUGAAAAAAGUAAACACUCCAUUUUUGCUAAUAACCAUACUUGUAUUUUGAGGCUGCUGCUGUUAGUCAGGAAUAUUGAGUAAGCAUUCCAUUGUUUAAUUUUCACUUUAGAUUCACUUUCAAGUUUGCACUUAAUGGCACAUUAACCUCUGAUCCCAACAGGUCAAAAUUAUAGCAAAGUGUUGCCCUGUAAAUGCAGCAGAAAAGAGUGUUUCUAGAUACUCAUUCACAUGGAUAAGUGUGAAGUGUGAACUGGACAAUCUGAUACUGCUGUCACAAUUUCCCUGAUCAUAGUAACUGUAAAGUACAACCAUAAUUGGAGAAGCUGCAAACACAUAUGAUUGUCCAGUUUACACAUUUUGUUUGUCCAUAUGAAAGCUGAUUCAAAGAUGUCCACUUGUAUGUAGAGGAACACACAUUGGAACCAAAAUAACAUUACUGAAACUUAGGCACCCUGAUACUAAUGCAGGGAUAUUUAGACAGUGAAUAAAAAGAAAGGUUAAUAAAGGUGCUCUUUAAUUAGUGGAAAGAUGAUAUAGGGCAUUUUUAGGGUGUCCAGGACACUGGGUGGAGAGCAGGAUGUCUUGUGUGAACUGUCCGAUAAUGUAGGUACUGAAGAUCAUAUUGAUAUUUGGAGGAACAGCAAAUACUCAGCUCUUGAGAUCCGUUCCAUCAGUCCAAGAAGCUGUAGACUUUAAAGAAAGGGUUGAAAGCAGCUUUGCUGCCAUGUACCUCAAAGCAAGCACCCUUUGUAACUGAGACUUUUAACAGCAGUUCGUCUUUGUCAAAGGUAUGUCACAAGUGUCAGUUCCAUGGGGGGAAAAUAUCAAACAUUCCACUACGCAAAUGCUGCUCUUUGUGUGAUCCAAAGCAAAUUUUUGGGUCCUAGCGCUCUGUGUGUCAUGUGGAAUCUAAAAAGUAGCUAAGUCUUUAGUAUUAAAGGGGCCUGGGAAGCCAUUAAAAUGAAAAUAUGGAUCAGACUAAAAGGGAAUUAAGAAAAUAACUUGGAACUGCCUUUUUCUCAUGAGAGGAUAGUGUAUCUAUUUUAGCUUUUAUAUUCCUUGCCAACAUAAGGCCGACUUCUACGUCCUCUUAAAACUUUGAAGCCCAUCCAUACAUUAUUAAUGGGGCCAAAGUUAAUACUUUUUUGCUUGACUUGACAAGAAGAAAAAGCUUUGUCUCACACCUUAUUCCAAAUGUUUUAUCUUUUUUAAAAUUUAAAAGUAUGUUAGGGCCUCUUAUAUUGUCAGGUGAUAACUGUCAAGUGGCAAAACAUGUUACAUGUUAUAAACUGUAUAAAAUAGCAUCAAAUGUGUAGAGAUUAAGCAUAAUGGAAGAACUGAAAGAUUCUGCCUUGGGAUAUUUCAAGAACAAGACGAUUUAUCCACAUUGAUGAAAUUCAAACUAAUGCCUCAGUAUCUAAUUGUAAAUAACUGCUGCAGUGCAAACAGCAGCUUGUACUGCUGUAAUUCAUGCUGGAAUAUGGGUGGCUUCACAUGUAAUGGCAGCAACUAAGUGGGAGAGAACCAUCGAUUCCUUGCAAACACCUGGUCCUGGUGGUUCUGCCUCUCAUGUCAUACAAACCCACCAAUGUAUGGUUGACAAUGUCAGGUUCCCUCCUCCACCUAACAUUUGUAACCAACACUUUAAGUUGGUUACAAGAUACCAGGAGCACUCACUCACCAAGAACCCCCAUUUGCCACCAUUACAUGUGAAGCCACCUAGUGAAUGACAGGCAGAGAUGAUGCUGUGCAUGCAUGCUGGCAGAAACCUUAAUCCUGAGCCUAUGAGCUGCUGUGCUGGAGCAGUAACUUGUAGAAUUUAUUUUUAGCGGUUGAAAUCCAAAGAUUUAGUAACUGUUUUUUGUAAUGAAGUAAAUGUAUUUUGGGCAUUAUUUUGAAGAGCAAGCUUUAUUUGACAAACCAUAACAUGACCAUAUUUUUAGACACAAAGAUCUGUAAUUUGUUCCUCUUGCUGAAGCCACUGGCUUUGAAAGAGAAAGGAACACAUUUUCUAUAGAAAUAAGAUAUAUACAAAAACAACCUGCUUAAUAUGCUUUCAUUUGAACCGUAGAAGUUUCUGAUUAGCCGAGUGGCAGCAUCCCCUACUGAAGCUUUUGUUGUUCCUGGACAGUGCGGAGUCUAGUUAGCGAGGUUGCAAACUAAUGUAAAACAGCUUUUCAUAUGGAAAAUUGUAAUGUUUUGGAGUCCACGUAUACAAGAGUCUUUUUGUAUUAUCAAAAUAAAAGACAUUUUAUACUGUC